Balearica regulorum gibbericeps (East African grey crowned-crane) is the source of this 1517-nucleotide messenger RNA. The record is from RefSeq and is a predicted model, not a curated record. NCBI's taxonomy places the organism in Eukaryota, Metazoa, Chordata, Aves, Gruiformes, Gruidae.
AUUAUGCUGCUUGAAGUAUUCCUGGUUCUAGGGACAGUCAUCAUCUAUUUCUUUCUUUCUAAGAAGAAAGAAGAGACAUUACCCUUCAAAGAGGGAUGGUGGGGCAAGGGGCAAAAGCCUGACACUGAAGAAGAUACAACUAUUUGGCCAUUUAAGGUGGAAACCACAGAAGAAGAGCUAAGCGACUUAUUUAGGAGACUUGACCAAGCUCGAUUCACUGAACCACUGGAGAACAGUUGCUUCCAUUAUGGAAUUAACUCAGUGUAUCUCAGGAAGGUUGUCUCCUACUGGAAAAACCAGUUCAAUUGGAAGAAACAAGUUGAAGUCCUCAACAAGUACCCACAAUUCAAAACUAAGAUUCAAGGCAUUGAUAUCCAUUUUGUUCACGUAAAGCCUCCUCGUUUGCCUGAAGGCCAGUCUGCAAAGCCAUUAUUAAUGGUUCAUGGUUGGCCUGGUUCAUUUUAUGAGUUUUACAAAAUCAUCCCUCUCCUGACGGAUCCUGCGAGCCAUGGCCUCAGCGAUGAACACAUUUUUGAAGUCAUUUGCCCAUCUAUCCCUGGCUAUGGUUUCUCAGAAGCACCCCACAAAAAAGACUUUAAUUCUGUAAGUGCCGCUUCCAUUUUCUAUGAAUUGAUGCUCAGACUGGGAUUCAACGAGUUCUACGCACAAGGUGGUGACUGGGGCUGGCUCAUCUGCACCAAUCUGGCCCAGAUAGCUCCCAAACAUAUGAAAGGACUCCAUUUAAAUCUAGCCUCAGUUACGAACAUGGGAUUUAUUCACCUGCUCUCCAUUCUGCUGGGCCGCUAUCUUCCAGGGCUCUUUGGUUUCCAGGAUGAAGAUGUUAGGCGGAUGUUUCCCUUCUUGGAAAAAGGACUUUACAGGAUCUUGCUGGAGUCUGGCUACGCUCAUAUACAGGCUACAAAGCCUGAUACUGUUGGCUGUGGUUUGAAUGACUCUCCUGUAGGACUGGCUGCAUACAUCUUGGAGAAGUUUUCUACAUGGACUGAUCUGGAAUUCCGUAACUUAGAGGAUGGAGGACUAGAGCGGAAGUUUAACCUGGACGAUCUGCUGACCAAUAUCAUGAUCUACUGGGUGUCAGGCUGUAUAGUCUCCUCAAUGCGCUUCUACAAAGAAAAUUUACAGAAGGGGAUAGGCACACAGAAACAUGAAAAGCUGACAGUACAAGUACCUACUGGCAUUGCCUCCUUCCCUAAUGAAAUCAUGCACACACCUCAAUCUUGGGCCCAGAAGAAAUACACCAACAUCAUUUCCUUCCACUUCAUGCCUCGAGGUGGCCACUUUGCAGCUUUGGAGGAACCUAAGCUUCUUGCUGAAGAUAUUCUGCAAUUUGUUGGGAAAGUAGAGAAAAAGCAACUUUAGAGAAAGAAAGGAGAAUAAAUCUAUUAACAGCAGGGUAAUUGCUUAUAGCUUAGCACAUGUUACAGGCCUUAUUAAGUCUACUGUAAUCCAUGUAAUUAGAGCUUAUUCUUGAUCAGAUGAGAGAGGACAAGAAGAAA